This is a messenger RNA of Dicentrarchus labrax (European seabass), 5155 nucleotides long. RefSeq names its product neurexophilin-1. The record is from RefSeq and is a predicted model, not a curated record. The transcript has 2 exons. Bases 284 to 1162 code for a protein of 292 amino acids. NCBI's taxonomy places the organism in Eukaryota, Metazoa, Chordata, Actinopteri, Moronidae. Gene Ontology annotation, molecular function: signaling receptor binding.
CGCUAUAUAAAACAUCCCUCCACACUGACACUCAGAUGUACAAGCACCUCGCUUCUCGCCACAGCGCCUCCAAACCUCACAUCCCCAAAUCACCCCCGUGAACACGUUUAAACAGCAGACAUCUGACCCUCCUGAAUGAGCCUGAGAAGACUCAUCUCUGCUCUCUCGCCUCAGGACCGCCGCCUUCCUCACUCUUUAUUUCUCCUCAAGUUCGGCAGCUGAUACCGGCUCAGUCAGGAGGAGAUUUCUUUUUUGUGGCUGAGAAGAUCAAGGACAGUUUGACAUGAGGGGAGACGCUCCACAAAGAGGCAUGAAGACCACAUGUCUGUGGGCUGCCGCUGCGCUGCUGUCAGUCAUCUCUCUGGUUACCAGUGCUGAUUCACCAAAUUCAGGAAAUUCAGACUUGAGAGAGAGCUCAAAACCCAAAGUGAAGACCUACUGGACUGAAAGCAGCAAGGCUUUCUCCAUCAGCCGCCUGCUGUCCCAGACCCUCUAUGGCAAAGAGAACUUCACCUCUCUGGAUCUGAACUACGACGACGCAGACUCGUACACUAAACGGGAGCAGUGGAACUGGCUUUACAACACUUCAAACCCACGCGAUCCUCGAUCCAGGACAAAAAGGAGGCCCAUUGUCAAGACCGGAAAGUUCAAGAAGAUGUUCGGUUGGGGCGACUUCCAUUCCAACAUCAAGACGGUGAAGCUCAACCUUCUCAUUACUGGUAAAAUCGUGGAUCACGGCAACGGGACAUUCAGCGUCUACUUCCGCCACAACUCAACCGGUCAGGGCAACGUGUCCGUGGGACUCGUUCCACCGACAAAAGCUGUGGAAUUCCAGGUCCACCAGCAGCACCAGCAGUACCACCACCACCACCAGCAGCAGCAGCAGCAGACGGCUCUGGAGACCAAGGACACCAAACUGUUCAACUGCAGGGUGGAGUACGAGAAGGUGGAGAAGGGGACCAGGAACUCACUGUGUGCCCACGACCCCUCGCAGAGCUGCCCGCAGGAGCAGACCCAGAGCCACGUGUCCUGGCUGUGCUCCAAGCCCUUUAAAGUCAUCUGCAUCUUCAUCACCUUCUACAGCACCGACUACAAGCUGGUGCAGAAGGUGUGUCCAGAUUACAACUACCACAGUGACACCCCCUACCUCCCCACCGGGUGAUCACAUAACCAGACAUGGAGAAAAAAAAAAAAAAGGACGCAGAGACGAGCUUCGGGUCCUGAGCGGUGUCAGAUUAUUUGAAUGAAAAUGGAGUCAAGACACUUCAAACUUGAGAUUGUUGACAGGCAUUAAUACAGCUAACAUAUCCUUGUCGCGAGACUGAUAUUGCUCCAAUGAACAGACCUACCCUGAGGUCAUUAUGAGAGCAUUUAGGGAAGCAUUUAUAGGCUUGCAAUACUCAUAUUAUAUGCAUAGCUGCUUACAUUGAAAGGAAAUUCUCAAGCCAACCGUAAAAAUAUGCUGAUUGUAUUUAUGUAAAUAUUGUGGAUUCCACACAAAGACCAGAAAACAAUUUUAUUAAUGUUUUCUCCUGCUAAUUUAGUUGUUUAUGUUGAUAGUGUAUUUCCGUCUCAAUCAUGCUUUCUGUCUUUUCCAAUCAGUCUCUGGUAAUCAUUGCAAACACGUAAAUGUCAAUGCAAAUAAGAAGAAUCUGUCAGUAUGCAUUAGAGGACAUAAUGGAAAAAGCAAACAUAUUUUGAGUGGUGUUGUUUUCUGCAGUGUGAUUGUUAGAGUGAAUAUACCUCUCUGAUAUUGUUGUUGGAAUCUCGUCAAUGUCCAUGCAUGAACCGAAUGUGGUAAACAACUGAAUAACGUCCAUCUAUAUUUUCAUGUUAUUGCAGCUGUCAGAAAUAAUCUUCAUCAAGUCACGGGAGAAAAAGUAAAAAAAAAAAAAAAAAAAAAGUGCUUCUAUUUCAAUUCUGUGUUAUGUGUUAGCAGUUUUAAGGCCAUGAAUAUCACACAGUAAAUGACACCAAUGGAGGGCUCAGAUCAGAUCAAACAUACGCAAGUAAAUGUUGCAAUAAAUAAAUAAAACUUGCAGAAGACACACAAGUUGACAGAGAUACAGAGGAUCAUUUACUGCACUGCGCCUUAAAAACAAAUCAAACAUAACUGUGCUCUAAUUCUGCUGUUUUCUCAGUCCUGCAUUUCCAUUUUAGACAUCUUACUUUUAUGACUUACAACGAGUCCAGUAUAAUAAAUUUCAACCCCUGCAUCACUAAUAUGACAAGCAGCCUGUAGUAUUACGUGUCAGAGCCAAAGUGCCCCCGCGGUAUCCAAAAAUAACUAUCUGUACACACUGGAAUAAUCAUUUAUAUAGAAAAGUGCUAAUAAUGAGGAAAAAGUAAAAGUGUUUGAAAAUGUUUAAGAAGUAGAUAUUAGAACAAGCAGGUACACAUGGAAGUCAUAAAGGAUGUUCUUUAAAGUUGAAAGGCUGAAACAGAACAAACUGUUAAAAUGUGAGAUGUGGUAAAAUGUGCUUUCUUGCUCCAGAGGAGACAGGACAUGUAUAAAAACAGCAGGUGCUAAUCACACAUCCCACCUAUCAAAUGUUGGCACUUCUGGUUAUCAAAAAAAAAAAAAAAGAUCUGGAUGAGACUAACACUGGCUGUUAAUGAUAUUGGAUGUUCCAAUUGGCUAUUAAACCUUCAUUACAUAAAUUGGGAGCCAGUGGCUCCACAUGAAGCAUUUAGAGGAAAUGAACACAGUGUAAGUGGGAGCUCUGCAGAGUCAACACCAUAGAAAGAAUGAAUUAAAGUGCUGAUAGAAAACCUGUAAAAAAAAAAAAAAUGUGCACCUAGGGGCGCAAUCACUGCUGUCUAUUUAAAUUCAGUGCUCUUUCACAGUGUAUGCUGUGGUAUACGCGACACAGUAACUGCUAAUGGCAGCCUGGACGACAUCCAAUAUGCCAACAUGGGGUGUAUUUUGUGACAAGGCAGGCCAAAGAAUAGGGGUCUGCCUGUGGGAUGAGUGAGCAUAAAGAGGAAUUUAUGAUGUGGAGGAACAAGGCUGGCAGAAAUCACUGGAAGCACCUGACUCGUAAAUUGAGAGCAUGUUUCUGUCACUGAGAAGAAGGAAUGACUAAUGUCUCAGAUUGCUGUUUGGGCCAGUCCUUUCAUCUCAAUAAAGUGACUUUGAUAUCUCUCCACCCCUACCCAAAUGUGCCAGGGACAGUUUGUUCGGCUUCAAAGAAUUAAAGCAGCACUUUGCCGAGACAAUGCAGCCUCAUUAUGCACAUAAUCUUACAAGUGUAAACAGCCUGGCACAAAAGUGUGUGGUGUGAGAGCCACUGAGAGAUGGAUCUGUUCCCUGACUGAUGUCAUCUGAGGGUAAAUGCAAUGUUACAUGUUGUGUACGCUUUAAUACUGACCAUAUGAAUUACAGAUGUAUUCACAAAUAUAACUUAAAGCUCCACUGAUCAAUAUUUUAACACUUAACUGCUUGAUGUGACGGACCCACAGAUUUCCCCUCAGCUCUACGGAGCGUUUUAUCAUCCUUAAGCUCUUUGUUUUAGUUUUUUUUGCGGUCCUUCCGACCAAAACGCCUCUGGUAAAUCCACUGUACGCUACCUGCCCAGCUCCCACAGUUGGCGACUAGCUGAAGAACAUAGUGGAGUAUUUAGCAGCUAAAGAGACAGAUGUUUCCCUCAGGAGUUGGUGCAAAGCACAGGAGCGUGAAUAUCCGACUUCCAUUUGCCAGGUGGCCAGGAACGCGGCCCCAAAUGAAUACUAACGUUUCUCCGUGUCUGCUGGAAGUGUAAAUAAGAAUCUAACACGUAUCAACUGCAUGAGGCGAUAAUUUGUCUGUGUUGUGUUGACAGUUUGCUGCGCUGCCCCCAAACAAAUCAAUUAAUUCAGGUUUAAGAGUUUGACAAAGGAUGAAAAAUAUGCAUUCUGUGCGUUUAAUAUCUACUAGUGAUUGCAAAUAUUGGGCUGCUUUACCUCUGUAUUUAAGAACUGCUGAAUUAUAACAAUCUUUAGCAACUGGAAAUAAUAACUUAGAUUUAGUUGUUAAGUCGAGUAUUAGGCCCGUUAUUAAAACAUCUGUCAGUCAUUUUGGGAGUGACUUCAAUGUUCCAAUUUUAUGUUUUGGCUUCUAGCACUAGGGCUAAUCUUUUGUUAACUUUCAGAUCACUGAUUGUACCUUCAAUACAACUGAUUAAACAGAGGGGAUGUAGACCGUAGAGUUUUAUAAUUAAAACGUAGGAAAUAUAGCUUUUCAGAAAUUAAAUUCAAACCGAUCUCAAAUAUCUAAUAACCAAAAUUAAGCAGCAAAUCUCUUUCUUGGAGACUAAUUUGCACAAGUGGGAGAGGUUGGAUUCAUUUAACUCCUCUUUAAAGCCAACGAUUCUUAAAUUAUGUUAAUUUCAAAGCACCACUUUACCCGGCAACAAGAAAAACUAGCCGUUUCCUCAGAGAAACUGUCCGUUUAACGAGCUCAGUGUGUAUGAAUGAAACCGACAGCAUUACAACCCGGCGGUGUUUGGACGUCUAAGCUAUCUUUGGGCCCAGAUCUCCUCCCUCGGUUCAGUUGUCCUGGGCCGGAGCCAUCCAUGCCUGCCGUCUAUCCCCUAGCUCGCCCACAAUCCCUGAUUAAUGUGGUCUGGGCGGGAGCUGUCAGAAAUGGCAGAGAGAAUCAUGGGAUUUCUCCUUCAGAGUCCCAAUGACACCCAGCAGCUGCAGGAGUAAACAGAUGACUAACCACUGGCCUUUUGGCAGCCUGUGGAGAUUCACACGGAGGGAGGGCUGCGUACGUUGCUUUGACAUUUAGGUGGAUUAGAAAGUUCUUGGGUUCUGCUCUCGUGGUGUCAGAGGUGGUUGGCAUAGUAAUUAUGUGCGUCUUAUUUUACUUCCGCUUGACCCCCCACCUCCCUCCCAACGGUACUGAAAAUGUAGAGGUUUGUUUUUUUCCCCACUUACAGAUGUUUGUUUAAGUGUAAAACAUCAUUUACGAGCCUCAUUUAUAAACAAAUCACAUUUUGUUUGCGCUGCUACAGAAGACAUAAUAGGUAUCCUAAAAAAAAACCAACAACAACAACCAUUUGUCAUUUCAGACCAUGUCCUGCUGCAGAAUUCAUUUCAAAUCUGGGGCUGAAGCUGUCCUGGGGCACAGUUUUGUGUGAGGUAUUGACAUAUUAAAAUCUCUAUCAUACAA